GUCAAGUCAUGUUAUAGUCAAGUACAUGUUUACGUUUAUUUCACGUUUGUAGUCAGGGUUUUGGGAUUCCACAUCUGUAAAUAAACUGCACUUGGGUUCUUCAUCUUCACGUCUUCGUCAUUGCCAUCAUUGUCAGCAGUUCCAGCAUACGUUACAGAAUACUAGACUUCCAUGAACCCAGCAGAUUUACUUCUGCGCCUACGUCAGGGGAAUCGUCCCCUGGAGGACUAUGUUGAGGACUUCUGCGGUCUAGCCAGCCAGGUAGACUUUAAUGAGGUUGCCCUCAAAGACUGUUUUAGAUUUGGACUAAAUGAGUCCAUUUCUUUUUUGAUGCCUGGUGGUCACAGUUCCCUCAGCCUGGCUCAAUAUAUCGACCUCGCCCUACGGUUCAUUGGUUCCCCGUUCACUGUAGUGGAGGUGGAUGCCGAGCCAGAGUUCCACGUCAUGGCCGCGGCCGAGCCAGAGUUCCACGUCAUGGCCGCGGCCGAGCCAGAGUUCCACGUCAAGGCCGCCGCCGAGCCAGAGUUCCACGUCACUGCAAUGCCUCAGCCUGCUCCAUGCCACGUCACAGCAACGCCUCAGCCUGCUCCAUGCCACGUCACAGCAACGCCUCAGCCUGCUCCAUGCCACGUCACAGCAACGCCUCAGCCUGCUCCAUGCCACCCUGAUAACCCAACUGUCUCAACUCGUAUCUGUUACAUCCUUGGGCGUAUCACUUUAUGUUGUCUCCCUGUGUUUUGUUUUCCUUCUGUCUUUCAUGACAGGUUAGAUUGCCACCAGGUGUCAGCUAUGAUGACUACUAAUCAGUUCCCCGUUACGAUUGGCUGACAAGAGGAUAAAUGCUGGUGGAACCAACACAUGAAGAGAGAGAUGCAGAGAGGCAGACUGUUUGUAGUCUGUCUCUGAGAGUUGUUCCUUUCUCCUGCCCCAUAUUGUGUACAUUUUUAAUACUUUGCUCACAACACUAAAUAGAGUACACUUUAUGACCAUUGCAUAGUCUUUCAUUUUUGUUUUGUAUAUUGUUACGUUUUACAUUUACUUGCUUUCUUUAUCUUUUUAUGUAAGCUGUAAGGAGGUGGGUACGAUUUAUUUUCUAUUUAACCUUUUUUCUCCUGCUUCUACCCAACAAGGGAGUCAGGGUACAAAUUUGUUGUUUAUUUGUGUUUUUCUUUUGUUAGGAAAUUUAAUUUGGACUCUCUUUAGUUAGAAUGUGUAGUGAUUUGAAUUAAACCACACAGAUUAAUUUAAUAUAACUAUCAGUAUAUUCGUAACUUGCAUCUCUUUUACAUGCUAUACCCAUCAUGUCAACUCCUAUUCCUCUCCUCCUUUUUUCUUCUUCUCUCCCUCCCAGCUUCCCUAUACUUACACACCUGCCCCCUAGUGCCCAAAGUGAACAUUAAAAAGAACAUUACAACCCUCUUCACCUUCAGAUAUGUUUUUUCCCCAGUAAAACAGGAACUUAACAUUUAACUGUAAACAUUGGCAGUGAGUUAUGUUCUUUAUAACUUGUUUUGUUUUAAAUCUCAUAGUCCGCUAAUCUCCUUGGUGGGCCUCUGUGUUCUCUUUGUGGAUAUCUCCUGAUGUCAGGAGAUUGGGGCUGUGGAGCUGGUGAUGGAGGGAGGAGGGGCAUUGUUGCUUAAAUGUGUACUGGAAGAUUUACUUCCCAGUUACAAUCCAGAUCUUUCUUUUCUUCUGUGUGGCAUGGCAAAAAACGCAGGGUUUUGAAGUGUGAUGAAUUUCUUGUGAUCUGACGGUUAGCAUGAGCUGCAGUCACCAUUGACCCUUUAACAGCUAUCACUUUAUAUGGAUGAGGCUCAAAUGCAGAACAGAGCUUCCCACUCCUCUUUUGUCGACACAGAAUGAUAUCAUUCACCUUUAGACUUGAAGGCUUGGUGUGACGCAUCCUGUCUGUAUACAGCUUCAACUUUUCUUUGGCUGCCACAUCUGCACAGCGCACAAUGUCAUCAUGGCACUCUUGUUUUGAAGAAACCUCUGGUAGCUUGGUGUGUAUGGGCCUACCAAAUAAAACUUCAGCCAGUGAUAUUCCUGUUGAGCAAAUGGGGUGGCCCAUUAAGAAAAGUGUACAACACCUGUUUCCAUGGUAAGCUAUCCAUAUGGGCUGCUUGAAUGGCCUUCUCCAAUGUUCUCAUAAACUGCUCUGCCUCUGCAUUAGCUUGAGGCCACAGUGGAGUAAUUUUUCUGUGUCUAAAACCCAGAUAUAUAGAGAAGUCAGAAAAAUCGUGUCCAUUAAAAGGUGGGCCAUUAUCUGUUUUUACCUCUAGGGGCACACCAAAAGAUGAGAACACCUUAUCUAGUUUAGGAAUAGUGCUUUUAGCAAAAGUGGACUGGACAAUUUCAACCUCUGGAUAUCUUGAAUAUUCAUCAGUUACCACCAGAAGGUAAUCUCCAGAAGGGAAUGGGCCACAGAAGUCUACUCCAACCUUUUCCCAUGGUUUGGAUGGCAGCUCUGACAUUUGCAGUGGCUCUUUGUUGCUGGUAGGCAGGACAGCUUGGUAUGGAAUGCAGGUUGCUACCAUGUCCUCAACAUGUUUGUCAAUACCAGGAAACCAUACUUUUUCACGGAUCAAUUUGUUUUGUUUUCACCACCCCUUGGUGACCUUCAUUUGCAAGAGAGAUGGCUUUUGCCUGUAGGGAUGAUGGCACAACUAUCUUGGUCUCCCUUAAUACUACAUCCCCUGGCAUUGUAACAGACAACUCAUUGCGUAUUUUGUACAAGGAAAUCAAUGCAGGUCUGUUGAUAUUGUCAUCCAAUUUAUUUUUGACAGCAUCUUCCCAGCCCCCAUGUCUGAUGAGUUCCACGACCUUGGAGAGGGUUGCAUAAUUUUUUGUGGCAGUUUGUAUCUCCUCGCAGUAAGGAAAUUGACAUAGUCUUCAGCACACUUGUCAGAAGUGUCUAAAUGUGAAGUGGUCUGAGGAAAAAGUGGAUGAUGUGACAUAUAGUCAGCUGGAUUAUCCUUUCCUGAUUUGUAUUGAAGUCGUGAAGUUGUAUGACUGCGUCCUGAGACUCCAGCGCUCUAUCUUGGCAGGUGGCUUUGAUUUUGGGUGAUUGAAUAUCCACUCAAGGGGCUUGUGGUCAGAAACCAGGGUAAACAGUGCUCUGUACAGAUACAUGUGGAAAUGUUCACACCCCCAGACAAUGGCUAAAGCCUUUCGUUCACUUUGAGAGUGCUGAGGCUCUGCUUCAAUUUGUGAAAUGCAUCUUGGUGAGUUUGUGACCAUGUCCAGAUUGUGUGUGUGUGUUUUUUUUUUUUUUU
This is a messenger RNA of Myxocyprinus asiaticus (Chinese sucker), 3275 nucleotides long. RefSeq lists its product as uncharacterized. The record is from RefSeq and is a predicted model, not a curated record. The coding region runs from base 172 to 828 and encodes 218 amino acids. NCBI's taxonomy places the organism in Eukaryota, Metazoa, Chordata, Actinopteri, Cypriniformes, Catostomidae. The transcript is spliced from 2 exons.